Molecule: messenger RNA, 1068 nt
Organism: Meloidogyne enterolobii
Lineage: Eukaryota; Metazoa; Nematoda; Chromadorea; Rhabditida; Meloidogynidae
Source: the annotation of a GenBank genome assembly
AAAAUGUUAAUUAUUAUUUAUUUUCCCUUAUUCCUUUUCAACUUAAUUAAUUCAAUUAUUUCCUCCCCAACACCAAUAGUUCUAAAUAACCAACCAGAAUCUCAUCAUCCUCAACAUCAUCAACCCCUUCCAACAAUUAAUUUAUUUGAAGAAGAAUCUCAACAACAAAAACAAAAAAUAUUUUGGAAAGCAAUUGAAAGAAAUUUAGAAAAUACUCCAGAUAUUAUUCUUUUAAAAGACGAAUUUUGUAAAAAAUCUUGUAAUGAAAUUAUUGGAAGAGGGGCAGAGAAAAUACAAAAUGUCCAUUGUGUUUGUCGUUGCCCUAUAACUGAACCUAUUUUUGUUAAUACUAGAGAAGAGGGGAAAUGUGUAUCGAAAAUUAAUGAUUGUUUUGGUCAUCCUCUCAAAUUUGAACAAAUUAUCAAUGCAACAACAAACGAGUUAUCACUACAAAUAGAGAAACAUUAUUCCCCAACACUUAGUUUAUCCAAAAAAGGAGAACCUUUAGAUUUUAAUUUAAACAUUGAUUGGAGAGAAAAUGGAAUUAAAAUGCGUUCUCGUGGAGGCCCAAAAUGUUUAAUUAAAAAUAUUUUUAUUCUUGGAAAUAAUUCUGAAUGGAAAGAAGAAACAAAAAAAGAAUUAUUUAAAUUGGCAGAAAGGGGAGAAGAAGGGAAUUUUAAUGGAAAUUUAUUGUGGAUGGGAACUGAUCAAGAAAUUCAAGAAUUAUCAGGAGGAAUUGUUCGUUUAGAGUUAGAAUGUGCUACAAAAAAUAAUGGUGGAGGAAAUGCUAGUUUUUGUUUGGCUUUUAGAAUUGAAGGGCAAAUUGAAUUUAAAGAAAAUGAAAAAACGGAAAUUAUUAGUAAUGGAAAUGUUGGAAUGGAAGUGGAGAAGGGGAGAAGAGUUGAGGUAGUUGUAAUUAUCCUUUUGGGUAUUUUUCUCUUUCUUUCUUUAUUUGGCUCUAUACUUUUGUGGAAUGUUUGUUGGCGUGUUCAGAAACGUAAAUUGGUAAAUUUUGAAUUUUUAAUUUAUAAAAAUAAUUAUUUUGCAUUAUUUUCUUCUAAAAUUUAA